AUGGAGGUAGCUUUGAGAAAUUUGGAUGAGGAUCCUUCGGAUGUAGCAAAAUUCAAUCUGGUGAAGGAUGCAAUAGUUAGGGUUCCGGAUAUUCAGAUUCAACAAAAUAUUAUGUUAAAACAGAAGUCUCGUAAUAAAUGGUUGUUGGAGGGUUCUAGCAAUUCUUCUUUUUUCCAUAAUAGCAUUCAGACUAGGAGGAGUCAUAAUACUAUUUCUGAACUUGUUGCAGAAGAUGGUACAAUUAUUACGAAGGUUGUCCAACUUAGAGAUCAUGUAGUUUCCUACUAUGAAGCUAAGUUUAAUGGUGUUGAUUUGCCAAUUGAGGAUGAGCUGUUUAAUUAUGAUCACCUGUCCAUAAUUGCUGAGGAGCGUGUGCGUUUGGAUUUGGUACCUUCUUUUGAAGAAAUCAAACAAGCCGUGUUUGAUUUGGAUGCGGAUAGUGCUCCUGGACCUGGCGGUUUUUCAGGAUGUUUUUAUAGCUUGAUUAUUCUUCUUGCCAAGGAAAAAGGUGCAAACACUCUUCGAAAGUUUAGACCAAUUGGGUUUAGCAAUUUUUUCUUCAAAAUUUUUACUAAAAUCUUGGGAACAAGGUUGGGUACUAUUUUGGAUAAUUUGGUUUCUGAGGAGCAAGUUGCUUUUAUGAAAGGGAGAAAUAUUCAUGAGAACAUUAGUUUGGCAUCGGAGAUGGUUAAUGAACUUCAAAUUAAAUGUAAGGAUGGGAAUUUAGGCCUUAAACUCAAUAUUUCUCAGGCGUUUGAUACUGUUAGUUGGUCCUUUGUUUUGGAGGUUUUUCGGAGAUAUGGUUUCUCAGAAAACUGGUGUUCUUUGAUUCUUCAUAUUCUUCAAUCUACCCGUAUUUCUAUUUUAUUCAAUGGUAAUCCGGAAGGUUUUAAGAUCAAUAGAGGUUUGCGACAAGGGGAUCCUCUUUCUCCUCUGAUUUUUGUUUUGAUAGAAGAUGUCUUAAGUCGAAAUAUCACUAAAAUUUUUCAGACUGGACAAAUGUCUUAUAUAGUUUCGGCUAAAGGUAUUUCACCAACCCAUUUAUUCUUUGCUGACGAUAUUAUGUUCUUUUGCAAGGGUAACAUGAAGAGUGUGAAAAAUCUGGUGGAUUUGUUGGGUUCUUAUCAACGUUCUUCCGGCCAGACUGUGUGUAGGCAAAAAAGUAGUAGGCGCAAGACUAUCACUGAUUUUCUUGGUAUGAGUUUAACCACUUUUCCAGAUAGAUUUUUGGGAGUUCAAGUCAUGCCUGGUGCUGUUUGUAAUGGGCAUAUCAGUCCCAUUAUUGACAAAAUCAAGGAUCACCUCUCUAUUUAG
Messenger RNA from Papaver somniferum (opium poppy), 1314 nucleotides. RefSeq lists its product as uncharacterized. The record is from RefSeq and is a predicted model, not a curated record. Bases 1 to 1314 code for a protein of 437 amino acids. The transcript is spliced from 2 exons. Lineage: Eukaryota; Viridiplantae; Streptophyta; Magnoliopsida; Ranunculales; Papaveraceae.